Messenger RNA from Drosophila ficusphila, 5448 nucleotides. RefSeq lists its product as uncharacterized. The coding region runs from base 616 to 4032 and encodes 1138 amino acids. NCBI's taxonomy places the organism in Eukaryota, Metazoa, Arthropoda, Insecta, Diptera, Drosophilidae. The transcript has 11 exons. The record is from RefSeq and is a predicted model, not a curated record.
CUUUCAGUUGCUUUCGAGCUGCACAAGGCGACGGUUCAAGUUUUUGGUGCCUAACGGGGCAAACAAGAAAAACAAAAGAAAUAAAAACGAGAAAAAGAAAGAGAGACUGUCUCCACACAGAGAGCCAAAGAUUCGCAGCUAGACCGUGAGAGAGAGAGAGAGAGAGAUAGAGAGCGAAAAGUGAAAGACCGAGAAACCAGCGAAGAAUUCUUCGUGCGCGAUCGCCGACUCCAAAUAACUUCAGUCGCCCUGCAGAAUUCCCAGCGAUCGGUUCGUGCAGCGGAUUAUCGCGUCGCGAAUAUAACACUAUAACUAUUUUUUUUUUUUUAAGUUCGGUGCUCGUGCAGUGUGAUCAUUUAUUUUUUUUUUUUCGUUUGUUCACCGAAUAUCGAACCCCACUUCCUGGCAUGUCGAAACAAUACGAAACUCGUGCCAAGUGCUAAAAGUUCCAGGGAAGUUCCAAGUGUGCGAAAACAAAUUGCUAAAUCCAGCGAAAAAGUAUUCAAACCACCAGCUUAAGAAACCCUUUAAAAAUAAUAUUUAGAAAAAAUAAAAAACUAAAAACAAACGGACGGACAGCUGGUGUUGGCAGCAGGUGUGAGCGAGAGAGCAACAAUGCACCGCACGCAGCCGUCGCUGCCGCUGCUUCUGCUGGCGUUGGCGUUGGCGUCGGCGUUGGCUUUGGCGCAGGCGCAGAAUAUAGAUGCGGGAUGCAGCUUCCCGGGAUCGCCGGCGCACAGCAGCGUUGUCUUCACCAGCGCGAAUCUCACCCAGGGAACGGUGGCCUCCUACAGCUGCGAGCGCGGAUUCGAGCUUCUUGGACCGGCGAGGCGGGUCUGCGACAAGGGGCAAUGGGUGCCCGAGGGCAUUCCGUUCUGCGUUUUGAAUGUUGCCGCUGGCAAGGCGCCCAUGCAAAUUUCCACUGAUGGAGCCGGUGCUCCACAAAAGGCCAUCGAUGGUUCCACAUCCGCCUUCUUCACGCCGGAAACUUGUUCGCUGACCAAGUCGGAGCGAUCCCCGUGGUGGUACGUGAACCUCCUGGAACCCUACAUGGUGCAACUGGUGCGCCUGGACUUUGGAAAAUCCUGCUGCGGCAACAAGCCGGCGACGAUUGUGGUGCGAGUGGGCAACAACCGACCGGAUUUGGGAACGAAUCCGAUUUGCAACCGCUUCACGGGACUCCUGGAGGCGGGACAGCCGCUCUUCCUGCCCUGCAACCCACCGAUGCCGGGCGCCUUUGUGAGUGUCCACCUGGAGAACAGCAGCCCCAAUCCGCUGUCCAUUUGCGAGGCGUUCGUCUACACCGAUCAGGCGCUGCCCAUCGAGCGGUGUCCCACCUUCCGGGAUCAGCCACCGGGAGCACUGGCCUCGUACAAUGGCAAGUGCUACAUCUUCUACAACCGCCAGCCGCUGAACUUCCUCGACGCCCUCUCCUUCUGUCGGUCCCGCGGCGGAACUCUGAUCAGCGAAAGCAAUCCGGCGCUGCAGGGAUUCAUCAGCUGGGAGCUGUGGCGACGUCAUCGCAGUGACGUCAGCUCGCAGUACUGGAUGGGAGCGGUGCGCGAUGGCAGCGAUCGCAGCAGCUGGAAGUGGGUCAAUGGCGAUGAGCUGACCGUCUCCUUCUGGAGCCAUCCCGGCGGGGACGAGGACUGUGCCCGCUUCGAUGGAUCGAAGGGUUGGCUCUGGAGCGACACCAAUUGCAACACUCUGCUGAACUUCAUCUGCCAACAUCAGCCGAAGACUUGUGGUCGACCGGAACAGCCGCCCAACUCCACGAUGGUGGCCCUCAAUGGAUUCGAAGUGGGUGCCCAGAUCAAGUACAGCUGCGAUGCCAACCACCUGCUGGUGGGUCCUGCCACGAGGACUUGUCUCGAGACAGGAUUCUACAACGAGUUCCCGCCGGUGUGCAAGUACAUCGAGUGCGGUCUUCCGGCGAGCAUUGCCCAUGGAUCCUACGCCCUGCUGAACAGCACAGUGGGCUACUUGAGCCUGGUGAAGUAUUCCUGUGAGGAGGGUUACGAGAUGAUCGGAAGAGCCCUGCUCACCUGCGACUUCGAUGAGCGCUGGAACGGACCACCACCUCGUUGUGAAAUUGUGGAGUGCGACACGCUGCCUGGCAAUUACUACAACACCAUUAUCCAUGCUCCCAAUGGCACCUACUACGGAUCGAAGGCGGAGAUCAGUUGUCCACCGGGAUAUCGAAUGGAAGGACCUCGGGUGCUCAGCUGCUUGGCGAGCGGCCAGUGGAGCAGUGCCCUGCCGCGUUGCAUCAAACUGGAGCCAUCCACGCAGCCCACUGCCGCACCCACUGUGCCUGUGCCCUCGUCGGUGGCCACACCACCGCCCUUCCGGCCCAAGGUCGUCAGCUCCACCACCAGCCGCGCCCCCUACCGCCCACCAGUUUCCACCGCGAGCAGCGGCAUCAGCGGCAGCUCCACCAGCACAGUGGGCACGUAUCCGAGUCUCAGUCCCACGCAGGUGGAGAUCAACGGCGAAUCUGAAUCCGAGGAGGACAUCAAUGUGCCACCAGUGCCAGGAACCGUUCGCGAGGAGUUCCCGCCCCGCCGCACCGUGCGACCCGUGCUCAUCCCGAAGAAGCCGAACAGCACGCCGGCCGCCCUGCCACCCACCACCCACCAGAUGCCACCGCAACCACCCUCCACGUACGCACCCACACCACCGCGCAGUAGACCGAGUGGUGCGCCGAGCGGUGGAGUGGAGUCCACCACGCGGAACACGCAGCAGAUCAUCGCGAACUCGCAUCCGCAGGACAACGAGAUCCCCGACAGCGUCAACAUCCAGCAGAACCAGUCGCCCAAUGUCAACGUGCCGUUCGCCGUCGACAAUCCCGAUCGCAAGGAGACCAAGGAGGCCAAACUCAAUCUGGGCGCCAUCGUGGCUCUGGGUGCUUUUGGUGGCUUCGUCUUCCUGGCCGCCGUCAUCACCACGAUCGUGAUCCUCGUGCGAAGCACCCCGAACAGCCAACGGCGGCACCUUGCCAAACACUUAACCGCUUACCAACAUCAUCAUGCUCAUCAUCACCACCACCAGCAGCUCCAACACCACCACCACCACCAUCAGCAGCAGCAGUUCGAACACCACCAGCAGUUCCAGCAGCACCACCCGAAGUACCAGCUCCACCAACAGAAGUACCAACAACAACAACAACAACAACAACAGCAAUCGCAGGCGAAGAAGAGUCAGGGAUUCGCGUCGGGAAUCGGAAUCGGGAUUGGAAUUCCGAGGCCCAGUCGAUUACCCAGCUAUGCCACGGCGACGGCCACCAGCGCCACCAGCUACGCAUCCACCGCCCAAUUGACCCACCGUUUUGGCAACGGCAACGGCGAAGGAGGCGGUGGCUCAGAGGGCGGUGGCUAUGGGAGCAUCGGUUCGAGUGUUGGCGGCGGUCUGGUUCAGGCCAACUCAUUGUGGUACAGCGUUUUGGCCUUGCCCUUCGACGAUCAGAAGCUGGGCAGGCGGGAGUUCAGCAGCUAUGGGCGUGGCUAUCGCGCCCGCGCCGGACUCUUCAGCAACUCGCACAUAAAUCGAACCACUCAACACUAUCGCCAUCGCGCCUCGCCCGACUGCAACACUGUGGCCAGCUUCGAUAGCUCCACUUCCGGUUCCCGCAAUGGACUCAACAGGUACUACCGCCAAGCCUGGGAGAACCUGCACGAGUCCGCCUCGAAGAACAGCUCACACAACGCUCUGCGCCGCAAGGAGACCCUUGAUCCACCGAGCAUGACUCGAUCCCGCGACAAUCUGCGCGAUAAUAUGCAGCGAUCCCGCGAAAAUCUGGACAGAUGCGGCAGGGACAACUACGGGAUGCGGGACGACUCCGAGAUGGUGGUCUCCUCGGUGGUUUCAGACGUCUGUCUGAAGGGCGAGAAGAAGCGGCACCACCACCACCACCACAAGAGCAGCUCCCGCAACGGCGACUACCGCGAUCGGGAUCAGUCGUCCGGCAGGCGCGAGCACCACCGACACAGUGGUGGCGGCGGAGGAGGAGGCGGUGGUGGCGGCCACUAUUGACCAACCAUGGUCAUCACCAUCAACGUGGAGCGGCAGUAGCCAAUCGAAGGUCGAGGCCAGCAGUCGAGCACGGAUUUGGAUCCGGAAUAUAAAUAGGAUAUAUCUAAAUUCGGAAUAUCGAAAUCCGAAUGCUGCAGCGAGCGCAACAACGAAACGUUUUUUGUUUAAUUUUAGCAACAGUUUUUUUUCGCGCUUUAGUUAUGUAAGCCAGUUGAUCACCCGGUGGGGAGAUCGAGAUCUAUAUCGAGAUCGAGAUCGAGAUCGAGAAAAGGGUUCGGAUAAUGUGGAGGAGACUUUUCUGUUCAUAGCGAAAAAAAAAAUAUGUUAAAUCAGCAGCGCAAGAGAUACUUUAACUUGCAAGUCAAUACUUAGCUAUACUCGAAUGCGACGAUUGUUGGGGAGAAAAGCCGAAAAAUCUGAAGAUUUAAAAUUCAUAGUUUGCGUUUAUAACUAGACAUUUUAUAUGGUAACUAAACAAUUUUUCUAAAAUUUUCAUUUUAUAUAUCCAAUAAUUGGUAGUUUCUGAAGUUAAAAUGCAGAUUUUUACGAGAUUUUAAAACUCAAGAGAUUUUUUUGUACAAGUUGAUUCGAAAUUGUAAUGGAUUUUUUAAGCUUCAGAGCUCCGGAAAGGAGCCCCUCUAUAAGUAUAUGUGCUUUCGUGCUUCGAUUUGGUCCGAACUCGUAUAAUUUAUUCGCAAAGCUUUCGUAAGGUUCUUAGUUAAAUUUUCCCUAUGAAUUAGUUGUAUGUAAAGGCGUGAACAGGGCAAAAAGGCGAGGCGUAGUAAUUAGUUGCAAGGCACGAGCACCCACAUUUCCCCCUCCGCUUCCUCCCCUCCCAAGGUCGCCCAUUUCCCCACUUCCCCCUUAAAGAGCGAACUCACCCCCCUUCACCCAGCAAGCAGAUCACAGCUGCAGCCAAAUUAUGUGCAACUUGGUUUCGUUUGAGGUCUCAAGCCAAAUCGACUUGCUCAUAGUCGCAAAUUAGUUACGUAAAAACUUACACUAGAUAGAGCUAUCCAUCCAUCCCCAAAAAAAAACUAUAAAUUCACUCAAAUCACAUUCCAAUCGCGACCAACGAUUAAACAAAACAAAAAAGAAAGCAGCAAAUAAUAUCGUAGUACGCGUGCCACAGAACUUUCUGUAUACAACAAAUCUGAACAGGAUCUGAAGAUUAUAUAAUUAUCCCGCACCAAGCUGCACCAUUAUCCAUUAUUUUUUUUACCUACCCAUUAUAUGUGUAUCGCCCUGUAUUUGUAUUUCUAGAGUCUUGUAAUUUGUAGAUUUUGUUUUCGAGUGUGUAUCGUCGAGCGGUCCAGUGCUAAAAUACCGCUUAGUAUGCAAUAUUAUUUGAAUUUCGUGCAUUAUUUCCAAUGUAAAUAAUAAUAAUUUAUUUCAUAAAUAAAACAAUGAAUAUUU